This is a messenger RNA of Penicillium soppii, 381 nucleotides long. RefSeq lists its product as uncharacterized. The transcript has 2 exons. Bases 1 to 381 code for a protein of 126 amino acids. The record is from RefSeq and is a predicted model, not a curated record. Lineage: Eukaryota; Fungi; Ascomycota; Eurotiomycetes; Eurotiales; Aspergillaceae.
AUGCCCCCACGUGCUGCGAAGGGAAUCACAACUUAUGAUCCGUCCAAAGCCGAUCGCGGUAAGAUUGGGUCAUCGAUGCAACCUCGAAAGCCGGGAGUGCUCUUGGCAGGCCUAGUGGUUUCGGAUCCAACUUCUUACAACACUGAAUCACUUCGGCUAUCCGGUUAUCAGAGAUUAUGGACCCUCCCCGGUCAAGCAAUGUGUCUUAUCUUAUACCUGGGUCGGCAUGUCGAGUGGAGCUUGUAUGACGAUAUCUUGCAACGUCUUGUCGGUGAUCCCUCGGACUUCGGUACUUGGCGGCAACACUACCCUACCAUGCCCCAACAACAUCGAAUGAUGCUACUGUCCGAUCUUCCACCAGUGAUCAACCUCGUGGACUAG